Molecule: messenger RNA, 5996 nt
Organism: Bicyclus anynana (squinting bush brown)
Lineage: Eukaryota; Metazoa; Arthropoda; Insecta; Lepidoptera; Nymphalidae
Gene: Tif-IA
Product: RNA polymerase I-specific transcription initiation factor RRN3
Exons: 7
Coding region: 587-2281 (564 amino acids)
Biological process (GO): transcription initiation at RNA polymerase I promoter
Cellular component (GO): nucleus
Molecular function (GO): RNA polymerase I general transcription initiation factor activity; RNA polymerase I core binding
Source: RefSeq, a predicted model, not a curated record
UUUUGACAAAUUGACAACGACGUUCGAGAUUUCAAAAAAGUUCAAAGUUGCGCGUAAUUUAUAGUUGUGCACGUGGUUUGUUUUUAUUUCAAGUAAAAUCAUCAAUUUUGUUAAUAUUCUGGUAAAAAAUAAUCUAUAACAGUAAGUGAGAAAACCCCCUACUGAUAAUAUUUGUAGUGCUAAAUUACAUAGGAGCUACAAUGUGAAUUCAAAGCGUGAUGUCCAAAGAAGGUUAUAGUGCCGAAAAGAAAGAAGGUGACAGUAAAGUGGUAUUAGAAAAGCUGCAAUCGUACCUCAAAGAUAAGAGGAGUGUUGAAACGGUUGAGCCAAGCAUUCUAUACAGCAAGCCGAGCACCAGUUACGAGCAGAAUCCUCACGGUUCCAUUGACGACAGCAGCAACGUGUUACGUGACGUAUUAAAUCACAAGAAGGCAGAACUUCUUCGACAACCUGAGAUAGUUUCUUUUUUAAAAAGCAUAUCCUCUGAUCUUAAGAAAACAUAACAAAAAGAACUUAACUUUCGCCAAUAGUUAGUGAAAUAUUGAAGCAGUUUAUUUUGGUAUUGAAUUUCAAAACAAAUUAAAAAAUGGCAGUCACAGCACAAAAUACCGUGGCAUCAUUGAUGCAGAAGACUCUACAGCGUCAGUCAGCUAUCACCCGCAUGAAAAUAAGUUUCAAGAAGAAUCAGAUAGAGAAAGUAUUGGUAAAUUAUGUUAAAGAUGGUGACUCAGGGCCAUACCAUGAGCUAAUGAAGAUUCUAAUAGACCAUCCACUGAAUGACACAAACUUUAGGAUAUUGAUUGAAGUCUGUUUAAAUUGUGUUGUGUUGUUAGGAAGAGAUCUAAAGCCAUUUGUGGAUGUUCUAUGUGGAAUAGAUUGGGCGACUCGCGAAGAUGAUUUGGUAGAACUUUAUAGUAGAUUUUUGGUAGGUUUGGUGACUGCACAUACUUAUCACUCUACAAGGAUAAUGGCUGCUUUAGUCAAAUUGUUCAAAGAGGAGGGUGAAAACUGGGAGGAUGCACCAUCGCCUGAGCUGUGUCUAACUAAAAUGUCUUCUAAAUGGUCUAACAUCCAUACUGUAAUUGCAGAAAUAGUAGCUGUUAUGCCUAUGACUAGUGAUAUCCUAAUGCAAACAGUGAUAGAACAAUUCCCAUACUACAAAGCUGGAUGCUUUGUCAACAGAGCCUACAUACACAACCUAAUAUGGAUGAGCAAAUACUUACCAUCACUUGUAGAACAAAUUAUGACAGUUAUUGUUAGCAAGUUGGUAGACAUGGAUGCCAAUACUGUAGACAGAGACAAACAAAAGUCCCAAGAGACCAUAUUUGACAUGGAAGUGGAUGAAAAGGAUGAAGUUAGUGACACACUCGACUAUUGUAUGCUGGAAAUGCUGAGGUGGAUGGAAGAUGAGAGGGAAAGGGUGCUGCCUUUUAUGUGCAAUGUGUUUGAAAGAGUGAUAUUGCCCACACAUGGGAUUAGACAUGUUCAAUUCCUUCUACUAUACGCGAUAUCGAUAAACCAACAAUGCGCUGAUCGCAUAUUCACAAAUCUCUGGAUAGUCGCUGCUGGUUUACAUGGCCACGGGCCCGGGGCUUUGGCAACACGACGGACAGCUGCCAGCCACCUGGCAGGUCUACUGGCACGGUGUGUCAGAGUGCCAAACUCGAGGCUCGUGUUCUAUUUGAAGACAAUGGCAGAGUGGUGCCAUUCCUACAUUGGUGCCACUCAGGAGUCGACUGUUGCUGAUAAUACUAAAGUGCAUGGAGCGUUCCAUGCUAUUUGCCAUGCCAUUUUUUAUUUGGUCGCGUUUAAGAAUCAUCAUCUAUUUAUGAAUAAAGAGAGUCUGAACUUUGUAGAAUCCUUAAACCUACCGAGACUAGUCACAUGCAACUUGAACCCGCUGAAGACCUGUCCGCCACAAGUGACCAGGGCCUUCUCGUCAGUGACCAGGUCUCACCAGGUGGUGUACUGCCAGGCCAUCAUUGAGAAGAACUUGAGGCUGUGCCUGCACAGUGAUGGGCAGAAGUAUGACGAGUGGUUCCCGUACGAUCCUUAUGUGUUGCCUGUAUCUGGCAAAAUUAUAUGGCCGCUAUGUAUGGAAUAUAAAAACCUGUUCAAAGAUGGUGACGAUGAAACCCAAUACAAUAGUUUGAAAAGGAAGUUAGAAGCUGAGGACGAUGACUACUUAAUGCCGAGCCCCUCGCAGAAAAUAGCUAGUUCACUGACUAACUGUAUAUCGCCCGGGUUCAAAACCAGUGAAUCUAUAUAUACUAGUAUGUAAGUGCAUCAAUAAAAUAUAAUACACUUAAAUGUUAUUGUUUAAAGUUUGUUUUGUACAAAGAUUUUAUACUAUUAGAUAUGUUACGUGCCUACAAGAUCACCGCAAAAAGUGAUACGAAUUUAGCUACUCCACUGAGCGUACAAACACACAACAAUAUUUAUGUUUAUAUAGUUUUUACACCUGAACACACAACUCUGCAUUGUAGACAAUAUUUAGGUAUUAUUUUGUUUAAUGUUUAAAUAAAUUUCGUUGUUUACAAUGCGACUAAAUGAAAUUAAGACAAUAGGCUAGUUGACACUUUUUUUAAUGGUCUUAAAUUGUUCAUUAUCUACUAGAUUAAAAAAAAAAUCAUACUUUUUCGAGACGUGAAAAUUAUAGUUUUUAAAUGUUUUUGACACGAGCCAAAACGCCUGUCGGCCACGACUGUCUAUAUUUAAAAUUUUCAUGACGUCACUUUGUUAAAUCCCUUACAAACGGCGCGUUUGACGAAAAUAUUAGAUAACAAAGUCUGACGUUUAGUACAUCAAGUGACGUCACAAAAUGGACGACAGCGUUUUUGACAUUUGGAAAAUUUUAAAAAAAUACGUGAUUAUUAAAUUAAGUUUUUUUAAGAAAUCCUUAACAUUUAUUAAUUGAUAUCGAUAUAUUUCGGACCUUCAUUCCAUAUACUACAAGAAAUUAAUAUUGUUUAUAUUAAAUUCGAUAUGAAUCAACUACCCUAUUAGCCACUUUUGUUCGCCUCAGUUUCGACGCGCUAGUGACUUGUCUAAUAGUAAAAAAUCUUUGGUUUUGUAUAAAUUCAUAUUGUAAUGGCUCAUCUACACUAUCAGUCAUCAUGGACGACUUAUAGAGUAAAUAUGAUUGCUAAUAUCAUUGUUCUGAAGACCAAACAAUCUGCAACGUUAAGAGAUUUUCGUAGCAUUCCAUAAAUGAAAAAAUGCAUACCUCAUUACGUACUUGUGUUAGUAAAGGAAUUUUCUGCGUAUAACGCCUACCAUAAUUAAAAACCUUAUGCACACCUUUGAUGCUGGGUCUAUUGUUCUGAGCCAAUCUUGAAAAGUAUGACAUAGGCAUAGGAUAGUUAGCCCUUGACUACAAUCUCACCUGAUGGUAAGUGAUGAUGCAAUCUAAGCGGGCUAACUUGUUAGAGGAGUAGGUUGAAAAUCCAAAACCCUUUUCUACACAUCGCACCGGAAUGCUAAAUCGUUUGAGGUAUGUCUGCUGGUAGGGUGGUAAAUAGGCCUAAGCAGAUUUAAACCAAUUAAGAAUCCUCAAUCAGCCCAAUCGGGGAUCGAACCCAGGACCUCCGUGUCGUAAGUCCACCGCGCAUACCACUGCGCCACGAAGGCCGUCUCCUUUAUUGCUCGUGUGGUUGUCACUGUCUAUAGAACAGCAGGAUAACAAUGAAUACCUGUUUUAAUUUAAACUUACUGCAAUUCUACUCGGGCAGAUGAUUUUGUUUGUAACGAAUACAGCCGUUCUAGAGGAUGAAAUAGCCACAUCUGAUAUUUUAUAGAACUUUUAAUAUUUAUUAAUAGUUAGUAUUAGUAUAGUCAAUAUUCAUUUAUUUCAAUUAGGCUUUACAAGCAAGCACUUUCGAAUGGUCAGGUAUUAUAAUAUAAUGGUGAUAAUAAUUAGUCGAAAACGGAAAUUAAAAAAAAAAAAGUCGAAAAUUUAAAAUAAAUUUAAAGUUACGAGGGUUCCAAAUCGCCUCGAUCCGAGAAGAGCCCACAACAAACUCAGCCAGGUUAUUGCUUUUUCAGUUUAUCACCAUUUAACAAUAGGUGUAUAAGUAGCCAGUCGUAUAAUACAUUUCAUUUCCAAGCUUUUUUGUCGUUUAUAUAUUCAUUAAUACUAUAAUACUUUCCUAUAAGCUUGCGUUUAAUAAAAACUUUGAACUUAUUGAGAGACAUGCCAGUGGUUUCAUGUGACAGUUUAUUAUAAAAACGUAUGCAAUUUGCCUUUAAAAGAAUUACUAAUUUUUUGAAACCUAGUUUGGUCCAAUCUAGUGCAGUACCAAAUUUGACUGAGAGAUCACUUGUGUGAUGAAUAUCGUGGCAAUUAGUGUAGACGAGCCAUAAUACUGUAAAAGAAUUGUAUCUAGACCUUCGUUUGUAUGGAAGAACAAAGGUCUAGAUAGAUCCAGAUUCUAAGGUCUGGCUAUCAAAUUCUCUCUAUUAAACCAAUGAGAUGUAGUAGAUUUUAAAAUGUUAAUCAAUGAAAUAUAUUAUUACUAGAGAGUGAUAUAUCCAUACAGGUUGUGCUUCCGCCUGUAUUUAAAUAUUAUGCCUAACUGUUUAUAUGAUAGACAAUUGUUGUAAAUAUUUGAAAAUAUGUCUUUUAUUGAGAGAAUAAUCAUUAUUAUCUCUGAAAAAGUUAAAAAGGACUGAUUUUAGGACAGUAUGUACCUACCAGUGGCGAAGGAUAGAAUUUAGAUGAAGGUAAGCGGUCCCAAAAAAAAGGCUAUUCAUAUAGCGUAAAACAAACUCAGGUUUCCAUAUAUUUAGAUACGGUGCAACAUGGAUUUUUAAAGGUAACCCGGCGGGAAUCGGCUUGCAUGAACUCUUCGCCGCUGGUAUGUACACAUGACUUUGGUUAUUUUACGGAUCUCCUCAUUUCUGAUUAGGUCACUCAGACACUUGGAACAUAGCUCGUUCCAUCGUGCACUAUGUGACUCCGAGUCUUCUUAUGAGGCCCAGUUAGGGACCAAGUGAAGUGAAGUGAAGAGUCAAUCAGUAGUGCUAUUCUCUGUAUGUUUUUUCGCAAAUGCGAGUUUCGAAUUUACUUCUUAUUUUUCUAUUUCUAUGGUUUCGUGUUAUACUGAGUUAGAGGUGAAUCUAUCUAAACAAAACUCACAAUAAGGACUUUUAUAAACAUCUUAAUAACGCUACAGAACUGUGGACAGAAUGAGACUCGAGAGUCGAGAGCCUUUGCCGCUACGCGUGCGCGCCCUUUAUCCCUAAAAGUACCCCCUCCAAGCUGCCUUAUGCCGGCAGGGCAUCCAAUAAAACUGUGUUGGUUCCAAUGGAUCAUGCAAAUCGUAACCAAAAAAAGCAGGCACGUGGACUUAAUGGAUUGUGGGUGUCUAGCAUUAUUUUUGAAUACUGCGCAAUAAAUAUCAGCGGUAGUUUCGUGCCGCUACUUCGAAUUUUCGUCUAUUUUUGGAGUUUAUUGGAGUUUACUCCUUGAGAAUCGAUUUUGUAGCCCCCGGUAUGGGCAGUAAAAUUCGAUGAACUAAUGACACAGCGUUACGUAUUUUGUGCGCAAACUAUUCUGCGCACCUUUCACCGUGCGCUGCCGCCAACAGCGUUGAUGGCGGGCGCGCACGCCGCUGACUGCUGCUCCUCGGUUGCGCACCUUUCAAUUUUCAGGCGUAGUUAUUGAGACGUACAUAGUGUAUGCUGCGGGGCAACAUACAGCUAUAUAGACAGUCGGUCUGUACGAGUAAACUCCAUUCGUGCUGACACACACAUUUUUUUCGUAUAUAGAUAUUAUGUAGUAAAUGCUUAAUGCUAAUGAUUUUUGUCAAAAAUGCCUCAAUACGUCUUAGGUAAUUUUGUUAACAAACCUAUCAAAUAAAAUGUAUUGUUACAUGUAAAUUAUAUGAAAUAUCCAUAUUAUAUUCCUGUUACAUUUAAGUACUUUUAUAUGUCUAGAAGUUAUAAAACAAUUGUAAAAUACCGCUUGAUUCCUCAAUAAAGGUUAUUUAUUAAAA